AUGUUUAAGAUACGUAAAGCGAAGGAAGAGGAGCCCACUGCUCCAGGGCAGGUGAGGAUUAAAAAGAGGUCCCGGGUGCCGGGAGUCAUGAUCACUCAGUUUGUGGAGGAGCUACCUGAGGGCAUGACUACUCCAGAUUUCACCCGCAAGCCCAUCGCUCUCACUCUUCAGGAAGGAAAAACUGCUAUCUUCCGAGCAAUAGUCGUCGGUAAACCAGCACCAACCGUGACCUGGUUGAGAAAUAAUGGGGAAAUUGACCAAGAAAGGUACAAAAUUGUCUUCGAUGCAGGCACUGGGGAACACCAACUACAGAUGCCUGAUGUAUGUGUGGAUCAAGCUGAUACCUACAAGUGUUACGCCGAAAACGAAUAUGGAAAGGCUGUUGUAACUGCUACGCUUAACGUUAUUGAAGUUGGCUUUAAAAAGAACAGAGCCAUGCAAGAAUCAAGAACAGCUAUCCGAGAGGUACCCGAGGAUUUCAAAAAGAAUUUGAGAACUAUGGUUGACACCGAACCGAAGGAAGAGGCAAAGCUUGAAAUCGAUGACAAGUUUUGGGAUCUGCUGUUAAGUGCAGAUAAGAAAGAUUACGAGCGCAUCUGUGCGCAGUAUGCCAUCACUGACUUCCGUUGGAUGCUGAAGAAACUAAAUGAGAAAAAGGUAGAAAGGGAGAAAGAGCAAGAAAAGGUUGUUGAAAGACUUUGCAACCUGAAGCCCAUUGAACUGAGAGAUGAUGGUGGUGCAGAGUUUGAACUUGAAAUGUCCCUCAAAGAUACUUCCAGCAAAAUUUUCCUAUACAAGGACGGAGUGAUGGUUCCUUUUGAUGUUGACACAGAGGUAAAACACGGAUUGAAGCAAGUGGGAAAGAAGUUUGUGUUUAGCAUCAAUGGGAUUAAUCCUGAGGAUGCGGGAUUAUACCAAGUGGAAGUUGAUGGAGUAAAGAUCUUCUCAACUGACUUAAAACUUCCCAACGCAGACUUCUUGGUCAAGAUUCAGGACGUGACUGCAGAGGAGAGAGAGGAUGCUCUGUUCGAGUGUGUGGUAUCACAACCACUGAAAAAGAUUACUUGGAAGGGGAAGAAUGUCCCACUGGAGCAGGGAGAAAAAUUUGACAUUCUUGUGUCAGAAGACAUGCUGAUUCACUCAUUGUUGGUGAAGGACUGUAUGCCACUGGAUAAAGGGAUUUAUGCGGCUGAAGUUGGGCUUACAUCCUGCAGCGCCUGGCUUAUAGUGGAAGUUGAUAAAGAUCCAAACUCAGCUGGAAAGAAAAAAGUUCGCAAGACCACUCGGGCAGGUGGUGGAGGAGCAGAUCUUCUCAGGAUUGCUCAGGAGCAAAAUGCUAUAGUUCAGAAAGAGAGAGAGGCUUUGAUUGCAAAGGCGAAGGCAGAGGCAGAAGCAGCAGCAGCAGUAGCCGCCGCGCUGGCAGCUGAGAAGGCAGAAGCUGAAGCUAAAGCCAGAGAAGAAGCAGAAGCCAGAGCUAAAGCUAAAGCUGAAGCAAAAAAGGCAAAAGCACUGGCAAAGAUGAAAGCAAGAGAAGAAGGGGCAAAAGGCAGAGACGGUGCAGAAGCUACGGCUGAAGAGGAAGAUGAGGAUAUAAGCGAGGAGGAAGACGAGGAAGAGGAUGUACAGGAAGGGGAAGAAGCAGGUGAACCUGCUAAACCAAAACCUAAGAAGAAGAAAGAAGCACAGGAAGGAGAGGCUCCUGCAGAAGUUGCUGAAACUGAAGGAGAGGAGCCUGUUCAAGAGAAAAGAAAGAGAGCAAGAGCAGGACCACUUGUCCCAGAUACUGUCGUUGACCCAGGAGUUUACUUCACCAGUGGACUGUCAGAUGUACAUGCUAUUAUUGAUACUGAUGCAGAACUGGUCUGCAGGUUGAGCAAUGAGGAGUGUGAUGGAGUCUGGUACAAAAACGGGGAAGAAAUAACAGCUACAGACAAUAUCUGCAUUGUUAAAGACGGCACUUAUCGUAAACUAAUUAUCAAAAACUGCAAAGAAGAGGAUUCCGGAAAGUACAAAUGCGAAGCCGAUGGACGGAAAACUGAAGCUGCUCUAAUUGUUGAAGAUCCACCAAGAAUCAAUGAGGAUGACCUUGCUGAGUUCAUAAAACCUGUGAAAAUCAAACGUGGAAAAGACGCAGCUUUCAAGGUAACAUUUGUCGGCCGUGAACCCAUGAAGAUCCAGUGGUACAAUGAGGGUGAAGAACAGCUGGAGGACAGUCAAAUCAAGAUUGAGAGGUCCUCCUCCCACAGCCGCCUGCUGUUAACCAAGUGCCAACGCAAAAUCUCAGGAGAAAUUAAGAUUAAGAUUAAAAAUGAAUUUGGAACAACUGAGGCCAUCACACAACUCAUUGUACUGGAUAAACCAACACCACCCAUGGGUCCUGUGGACAUCAUUGAAAGUUCAGCUAAUUGCAUUGAGUAUAAAUGGAGACCUCCCAAAGACAGCGGAGGUUCACCCAUCACUGACUACAUCCUGGAGCGCCAGCAAAUCGGCCGAAACAGCUGGAAGAAGUUGGGCAAGAUUGGCCCAGAGCCUAAGUACAAGGAUGUUGACGUGGAUCAUGGAAGAAAGUAUUGCUACCACAUCAGGGCUGAAACUGAUCAAGGCACGAGUGAAAUGAUAGAGACUGAUGACAUCCAGGCAGGGACAAAGGCAUACCCUGGACCUCCAUCUACACCAAAAGUUGUCAGUGCUUUCAAAGACUGUAUCAAUCUCGCCUGGUCUGCACCUUCUAAUACCGGAGGAACCAACAUUUUGGGAUACAAUGUGGAAAAACGCAAGAAUGGCAGCAAUCUGUGGAGUCAGGUCAACCCACCUGAUGAGCCCAUCAAAACUAGAGAGUAUGGCGUGAAGGAUGUUGUUGAAGGCUUUGAGUACGAGUUCCGAGUGUCAGCUAUUAACAUUUCUGGAGCGGGAGAACCAAGUACACCUUCUGAAUUUGUGUUUGCAAGAGAUCCAAAGAAGCCCCCUGGUAAAGUUAUUGACCUAAAGGUGACAGACUCCACAUACACCACCUUAUCACUGGGCUGGACCAAACCCACAGAGGAGGAAGGAGUCCAAGAUGAGGCCAAAGGAUACUUUGUGGAGCUUAGACCAGCAGAAAACCCAGAAUGGGGCCGCUGUAACUCCAGUGCUAUCCUUGUGACUUCCUACACCAUUAUGGGUCUGAAGUCUAUGGCCAUGUACUGGGUGAGAGUUGUAGCUACCAAUGAAGGUGGAGAUGGUGAGCCCCAAGAGCUUGACAACUACAUCAUUGCAAUGCCUCCUCCAGUGAGACCUCGUUUCACUGACAAAAAAAUGAAGAAUUUUAUAGUAAUGAGAGCUGGCAACUCUGCUCGAGUCAACUUCAACUUUGAGGCCUCUCCAAUACCAACAAUCACAUGGCUCAAGGAUGACCUGCCUGUAGCUAAGCAUGUGACAGUGAGCAACUCAGACACAUCAUCGCAGUUAAUAAUCCCCGCAGCAGAGCGUCAUGACACUGGGAUCUACACCAUCAUUGUCAAGAAUCUUGUUGGUCAGGAGACCUCCAGCGUUGAGAUAAGAGUCACAGAUGACCCAAAGCCUCCAGGCCCCGUGGAGCUGGAGGAGAACGUGUCUGGAACAGUGACAAUCUCCUGGACUCCAUCUCCAGAUGAAAAGAAAGAUGACAGGCUGCACUACAUAGUCACCAAGUGCGAUUCUGUUAAGCGCACUUGGCAAACUGUGGCUGAACAUCUAUUCAACAACAAGUUCACUGCCAUCAAUAUCAUGCCAGGCAGGCAGUACAAGUUCCGGGUCUAUGCCAAGAACGACAUGGGACUCUCCCAACCCUCUGAGUCACCAACCUGGGAGGUGAAGAGGAAGAAAGAAACAUUUUCUUUGACGCUUCUUGAAACUAAGGACUGCAACUUUGAGACGCCUCCCUCGUUCUCUGUUCCACUGAAACUGCACAGCAGUCCAGAGAGCUACGAGUGCUACAUGAGCUGUGCUGUGACAGGAAACCCCAAGCCCCAUGUUACCUGGUACAGAAACAACGUCAGCCUCAACACCAACACUAACUACUACAUCACCAACACAUGUGGGGUCUGCUCCAUGGUGAUACUCAAAGUUGGGUCCAAGGACAGUGGAAAUUACUCUGUCAUUGCUGAAAACCCAAUAGGCAGAGUGGAGUGUUCCACUAAACUUGUUGUUAAAGAGUAGGAUGAUGCAGUGAUCCUGAACUGCCCAACAAGCCUGCUCCAUUUCAUUAAAUGGAACAUAAUUUACCAAUUGAAAA
Molecule: messenger RNA, 4252 nt
Organism: Stegastes partitus (bicolor damselfish)
Lineage: Eukaryota; Metazoa; Chordata; Actinopteri; Pomacentridae
Gene: igfn1.3
Product: immunoglobulin like and fibronectin type III domain containing 1, tandem duplicate 3
Exons: 23
Coding region: 1-4176 (1391 amino acids)
Molecular function (GO): protein binding
Source: RefSeq, a predicted model, not a curated record